Messenger RNA from Hordeum vulgare subsp. vulgare (domesticated barley), 1749 nucleotides. Its product is annotated as actin-related protein 2. The transcript is spliced from 15 exons. The coding region runs from base 160 to 1329 and encodes 389 amino acids. Gene Ontology annotation, biological process: Arp2/3 complex-mediated actin nucleation. The record is from RefSeq and is a predicted model, not a curated record. Lineage: Eukaryota; Viridiplantae; Streptophyta; Magnoliopsida; Poales; Poaceae. Gene Ontology annotation, cellular component: actin cortical patch; Arp2/3 protein complex. Gene Ontology annotation, molecular function: actin filament binding.
AACACACCCUGUUGAGGUUGGCGAGGGAGGACCGGCUAGAACGGAGAGCAACAAGGUGGUGGUGUGCGACAACGGCACCGGGGUAAGAGUCCAUUCCGCCGCCCCCCCUCCCCAACCCCCACACCCUCUGUUGAGCUUGGCGAGGGAGGACCGGCUAGAAUGGAGAGCAACAAGGUGGUGGUGUGCGACAACGGCACCGGGUAUGUAAAGUGCGGCUUUGCGGGAGAAAAUUUCCCUACAUCUGUCUUUCCUUGUGUCGUUGGAAGGCCAUUGCUUCGCUAUGAGGAGUCACUCCAGGAGCAAGAAUUGACAGAUAUUGUGGUGGGAGCUGCUUGCGCUGAUUUGAGACAUCAGCUUGAUGUUUCAUAUCCUGUCACAAAUGGGAUUGUUCAAAAUUGGGAUGAUAUGGGCCAUAUAUGGGAUCAUGCAUUUUAUAGCGAGCUGAAGGUUGAACCAUCCGAGUGUAAAAUUUUACUGACAGAUCCGCCACUCAAUCCUGUGAAAAACCGUGAGCAAAUGAUUGAGACAAUGUUUGAGAAAUACAACUUCUCUGGGGUCUUCAUCCAGAUCCAAGCAGUUCUUUCGCUAUAUGCUCAAGGUUUGCUGACUGGACUUGUCAUAGAUUCUGGUGAUGGUGUCACCCAUGUGGUGCCCGUGGUUGAUGGUUAUUCUUAUCCACAUCUAACGAAAAGAAUGAAUGUAGCUGGAAGGCAUAUCACAUCCUAUCUUGUUGAUCUGCUCUCAAGAAGAGGGUAUGCUAUGAACAAAUCUGCUGAUUUUGAGACAGUAAGAGAAAUAAAAGAGAAGCUAUGCUAUAUAAGCUAUGAUUACAAACGUGAAUACCAGCUAGGACUUGAAACUACAAUUCUUGUUAAAAGUUACACUCUUCCAGAUGGAAGAGUAAUUAAAGUGGGCACUGAACGGUUUCAGGCUCCUGAGGCUCUUUUUACUCCUGAACUCAUAGAUGUUGAAGGUGAUGGGUUGGCAGAUAUGGCAUUCCAUUGCAUUCAGGAAAUGGACAUUGACAACCGCAUGACGCUUUACCAACAUAUCGUCCUUAGUGGAGGAAGUACCAUGUAUCCUGGUCUGCCAAGUCGGCUGGAGAAGGAAAUUCUUGAUCGCUACCUCGACGUGGUUUUGAAGGGAAACAAGGAUGGACUCAAGAAGUUACGUCUGCGUAUAGAGGAUCCUCCACGGAGAAAGCAUAUGGUCUAUCUAGGAGGUGCAGUACUUGCUGGAAUUAUGAAGGAUGCGCCGGAGUUCUGGAUCACAAAGCAGGAGUAUCAGGAAGAAGGUGUUGCCUGCCUAAGGAAGUGUGGACAAGCAUAACCAUGUACAACGUCCAACCGUCCUACCUUUGUUAUUAUUCUCUGUCCCAUAAUACAAAAGCGUUUUUGAUACCACAUAGUGUCAAAACGCUCUUAUAUCAUGGGAGUACCAAGCAAGGAUACUGCCCCCCCCCCCCCCCUCCCUCUAGAAAUGGCAUACUCAGCAUAAAUGAUGAAUGCAUAUUAUUACUUUAAUUGUUAGAAAAUACUCCUUCCAUUCUUAAAUACAAGUCUUCUAAAGAUUUCACUAUGGACUAUAUACGGAACAAAAUGAAUGAAUCUACUAGUCCGUAGUGCAAUCUUUAAAAAGACCUGUAUUUAGGAACAGAGGGAGUAGUAGGACAAAUAGUUAUGAUCUUGCCUAAGGAACUGCUGUUGUCUGUCCUUUUGAUCCUCAGUGAAUAAUAUGUGUACUAUAUAA